AUGGCGGAUGUCCCAGCGAAUGCAAAUGCAGGGUGUCCAGGAGUUGGAAGCGAAGGAGCUGGGAAAGCAGCCGGAUGUGCUGGUUGUCCGAACCAGGGAUCUUGUUCAACGGGUCAACCACCGAAACCGGACGAGGACAUCAGACUCAUUCAGGAUCGAUUUCGCCAUAUCAAUCACAAGAUCCUGAUUCUCAGCGGAAAAGGAGGAGUCGGCAAAAGCACUGUAACAUCAAGUCUUGCAAGAGCAUUGGCCGCGGAUGCAUCAAAGCAGGUAGCGAUCUUGGAUGUGGAUAUCUGUGGACCUUCACAACCGCGUAUGUUGGGUGUUGAGCAAGAGGAGGUACACGAUAGUGCUGACGGAUGGACUCCUGUAUCCGUCAAGGAUAAUCUUAUGCUUAUGAGCAUUGCUUUUUUGUUAGGUAACAAGAAUGAUGCUGUUAUCUGGCGUGGUGCUCGUAAAAAUGGAAUGAUCAAGCAAUUCCUGCGCGAUGUUGAUUGGGGAGAGACACACCACCAGGCACCAUCUGAUGAACACAUCUCUUUGGUGCAAUUUCUUCUUCAAGCAGGCACUCUUGAUGGUGCCAUUAUUGUGAGCACCCCACAAGAAGUAUCUUUGCUUGAUGUUCGGAAGGAGGUGAGCUUCUGCCACAAAACGAAGGUCCCUAUACUGGGUGUUGUGGAAAAUAUGGCGAAGUUUGUUUGCCCACAUUGUAAUCAUACAAGUAUAUUGUUCCCUUCAACCACAGGAGGUGCAACGACUAUGUGCGAUGAAGGGAAGUUGCAGCUUCUCAGUCAACUGCCAUUGGAACCUGCUCUUGCUCAAGCACUGGACAACGGAGAAGAUUUCUUCGAGAAAUAUCCUGACUCAGCAAUGGCGAAAGCAUUCCUUGAGUUGGCAAAGAAGAUAGAAGCUUUGCUAGAAAAUAGGUUUCGAUUUCAGGUCACGGAUAUGCAUCGAGUGGUGAUCACAGGUAUGGGUGCCGUGACACCUUAUGGCGCUGGUGUGCCGUUGCUCAGGAAAGCGUUACUGUUGGAAUCUCGCUCUGCGCUAAAGUUCUCGGAAGAAUUUGGAUUUAUGGUAGGGGCCAUUCCGGAUGACAAAGUCGACUUCGGACGGUGGACAGCCGGACAAAUGCGCGAAAUGAGCAGAGCUAGCCAGUUAGCGCUGUUAGCCGCAGAAGAAGUUAUGGCGUCAUCUGGUGCUGAAAAUCUCGAUCAUACUGACACAUUAGUGAAUAUCGGAACUGGCGUCUCUGAUCUGUUAGAAAUAGGUAGAACCGCUUCUUUGAUCGAGAAAGGACAAGCAAGAAAGGUGUCGCCUUACUUUGUUCCCCGAAUUCUAACCAAUUUACCAUGUGGAUACGUUGCCAUGAAGUACGGUAUGAAGGGCGGAGCCGAAAGUACCGCAACAGCCUGUGCAACGGGACUUCACUGCAUAGGAAAUUCAUUUCGAGCUGUUCGUCAUGGAUGGGCAAGACGGGCAAUUGCUGGCGCAACAGAAGGUUGUGUAAAUGCCGUGGCUUUAGCUGGAUUCGAUAGAAUGCGAGCGUUGUCCCGUGGUAAAGAGCCCUCGUGCAGUCGCCCAUUCGACAAAAAACGCGAUGGCUUCGUUCUCAGCGAAGGGGUCGGACUGGUACUCCUGGAGCGACUGCAGGACGCUCUCGAAAGAGGUGCCCCAAUACUGGCAGAAGUUUUGGGUUACGGGAUAUCCUCGGACUGCUAUCACAUCUCCAGUCCCGAUCCAUCGGGUAUCGGAGCGCGAUUGUCCAUGCAGCGGGCGAUUGAGGACGCCAAGAUCAGUCCGGAUGGUGUCAGCUACGUGAACGCUCACGCGACAUCCACACCAACCGGUGAUACGAUAGAAGCACUCGCAAUUCGUGAAGUGUUUGGAAAACGGAAAAUAGCUGUUUCAUCCAUCAAAGGUCACAUUGGCCAUCUGUUGGCUGCCGCUGGAUCGGUUGAAGUCAUAGCGACAGUGGAAGCAAUCUGUGAAGCAAAAUUGCCACCAAAUCUGAAUCUGGAUGAGUCCGAUGAGGACGACGGCUUAGCGCUUCUGCGGCAAGUCAUUGAAUGGCCUCGUCCCAGGAUAGCCAUGGUGAACUCUUUUGGUUUUGGCGGCACGAAUGCAAGUAUUGUGAUCUCAGAGCCUAGCAAAAAACCAGUUGGUUAG
This is a messenger RNA of Cooperia oncophora, 2169 nucleotides long. Lineage: Eukaryota; Metazoa; Nematoda; Chromadorea; Rhabditida; Trichostrongylidae. The record is from the annotation of a GenBank genome assembly.